UUGCACUGUAUUCUCUUUUCUUAUUUAUAGCUUUGGUAAGUUAUAGUUUAUAUGAUAGUUAUGGGAUUGGAUUUGCAUUCACUUGUUAUAUUAUUUAUUUAUUUUAGUUUUCAUCUUGCAGAUGUUCCCAAGCUUUGUUUGAAUCUUCAUUUUGUUUUCUAUUAUGCUUAUUUAUAUUUUGAUAUUUCUUUGCUAGUUGAUUUUCUGGCAUUUCAGGAACUUGUUACUGCUUGGGUUGUCAUCUUGGCUUGCCUUGUCCAUGGGUUUGUUACAGUCUUAGUUGCUAGUGAAGCUCAUGCAAUAACUCUGGCUGUUGAGGGUUUGUUAGGAGUUGUGUUUACAGUGGCUGCAUUAACAGAUGAAGCAAUGAAUGUUGGUGAGGUUCAGAUCACUUCCAGGACUUGUCAACCAGACCCAAAGGGAUAUCAUAGAAUGUGAGAAUUUUGUCUUCCAGACAAGUGCAUAAAGGAUGAUGAAUUGAAGGAUGGAGCAAGUUUCAUGCAUGGUUUACUUUUGUGUAUCUUGUAAUGUUUUUGU
Molecule: messenger RNA, 537 nt
Organism: Humulus lupulus (European hop)
Lineage: Eukaryota; Viridiplantae; Streptophyta; Magnoliopsida; Rosales; Cannabaceae
Exons: 2
Coding region: 52-438 (128 amino acids)
Source: RefSeq, a predicted model, not a curated record